Messenger RNA from Trematosphaeria pertusa, 1104 nucleotides. RefSeq lists its product as uncharacterized. Bases 1 to 1005 code for a protein of 334 amino acids. Lineage: Eukaryota; Fungi; Ascomycota; Dothideomycetes; Pleosporales; Trematosphaeriaceae. The record is from RefSeq and is a predicted model, not a curated record. The transcript has 2 exons.
AUGCCAUCUACUCUUCACCCGAACCCCCACCUACCUCUCAAGAGGGCCUUUACCAGCAAAAUCCCCAGCCCGCUUUCUAAAGACGACGAACUCACCCAGGAGAUGCCUCGCAGUCAUAUUGAUUUCCCAGUCUUCGGCGACGAAGAGUCUCCAACCGAGCCUAACACUCCAUCUGAAUGCAGCAUCCCUGACACGCAGGCCCCUGAAUCACAACUGUCCGCUCAGCCAGAACAAGAUGAGAAGCUCGACGAAGAUGAUGUCAAUCCAGAACGAAGUCUUGAUUCCGAAGAACCUGGAGAGAUAGGUGAAGAGGAGCAGAACAGCGAUAAAGUGAAAGCCGCCAUGGUUCAGCAACUCUUUGACAUGGAGGAAAAUGAUAAGGGGAGCGAGGACAGCAUGAUUCCUGCUCCAAUGGAUGGUGACGUCGAAUUCGACUCAGAUGAUGAGACGGCAGUUGAGUUCGCCGACGACGACUCGGAAUUGGACUUGGGAGGCGAGCUUCCAGAUAACCGCGCUCCCUUGGUGGAUGCCGUUGCUGGACCACCCAAGACUCCACCCAAGACCGCGACACGCAACAAGCCCGCUCCUCCCAAACGAGAUGAGACUGAGCUCUCCCCUGGUAUAGAGGACUCACAGCCCAGCGCUCAAGAUGCACAAGACCACUGCAAGAAUGACCACCCCACCACCCACCCCACCACCCAGCCACAGCCACAGCCACAGCCACAGCCACAGCCACAGCCUCGCCAAGCCUCCUGCCCUAUUUUUCUCUUCAUAAUCCCAUCGCCGCCCACACCCACCUGCUCACCUGCCUGCAUCCUUUGUCUUCACUCACCUCUCACCUCUCCCUCGUCUUCAUCACACUCGCCUCUCGCCUCCCAUCUCCCAUCUCCCAUACCCAACGACAAUUCCUCCAUGUUCGGUGCGCGAGGGCCUGGGUUGGCACGGGCUCAUAGAUCCCCACUGCGGUACGGUUGUUCUGUGCUGCGGACCGCGAAAGAGUCGUGAAGAGUCGCAGGAUAUCAUGCGAUUGGCUAAUUAUAUUUAGCGUCGCUUGGCGGGUGCAGCGCAGGCAGGCAUUGUUUCAUCCCUUCCGAGUGGGAUAUA